Messenger RNA from Morus notabilis, 763 nucleotides. RefSeq lists its product as uncharacterized. The record is from RefSeq and is a predicted model, not a curated record. The transcript is spliced from 4 exons. Lineage: Eukaryota; Viridiplantae; Streptophyta; Magnoliopsida; Rosales; Moraceae. Bases 104 to 538 code for a protein of 144 amino acids.
UGGAACCAUACAAACUAACCAAACAACGUGGCCUAAUUAUAAACAGUCCUUAUUGAUGACUACUCCCAACACGCUUUGACUCAGCAGACUCAGCUCCAUUGCCAUGGAAGCCUCUCUUCUCCCUCCGUCAAUACUCACAACUCCAAGUCCGGCCUCAAACACUCACUUGAGAAUCACCAACUUCACAGUCGACCCCACCAAAUCAUCCACCCUCAAUCUCACUUCCAAAGGCAAGCACAGCCGUCUGAUCGGAAGCAAGAGCUUGCAAGUGAGGAAGGUUGCAGGAGUAGAGGAGUUCUCCGCCGCAGCCGAUGCAGCCCCCAUUGGGGUCACGUGGCAAAUUGUUGUUGGUGCUGCAGCUGGAGUCACUCCUUUUGUGGUGGCAGGGAUUGAAUUCAGCAAAAGAAUUAUAGCGCAGAAGACAUGUGAUGUAUGUGGAGGGUCAGGGUUAGUUUUGAAGAAGGAAAACUAUGCGCGAUGCCCUGGCUGUGGCGGAUUUCUGUCUUGGCAGUCAUGGAAGAGAUUCUUCUCUGGCUAAGUUACUCCUCAUUUCUUUUGCAGAAUUAUUUCAUUUUCAAAAAGGUUUCACCAAUUCUGGUGUAUGAUUUCAUCAAGAAAUAAUAUCAAUAUGAAAAAUUAUUGUAAAUUUUAGGGAGAAUGUUCCACAUACUGAUUGGCAUGGGGAAGAUUCCUGAUCUAUAUCAGAUAUAGUCAUAUAAAGUUGUACAGAGUUUUUGGAAAAAUAUUGGGUUUCUUUUUGCAA